AUGGCACCUGUUGUUCGGCGUCGUCGUUUGAUGUUUAUUUCAAAUAAGCCUGGUAGGCGAAUUUCUUCCCGAAAACCUGGAUUUACUCUCAAAAAUAAUGAACCAUGCUCUAAAAAAAUAUCAAAGUUGCCUUUAAUAUCAGGUACAUUUCUACCUAAAUCUCAUUCUCGUGUCAGCAGGAAUAACAAACCUGAAGAAAGUAAACUAUUGACCAAGGAUUCCAUUACAAAGAAGAUAAAAACUACACGUGAUAGUAAAUCUACUUUACGAUCAGUUAGUUUACGUGAACGCAUUGGUAAAAUAAUCAAGCCAGUCAAACGUUCACGAUCAAAUUUAUCAAUAACUUCUGAUAUUGCUAAUAUCAGUUCUCCUAAGUAUUCCUUUGAAAUUUCUGUGAAUUCAAAGAAGUUAAAAGUUGAGAAUCCUUUGAAUGAAUCAAUUAAUGAAUUAGAUCCAUCAUUACAACUGAAGUUGUCAAAAUCGGUUGAUAAUCAACAUAGUGAUCAAUUAUCUACAAAGAAGUCCAGUCGACGGGAUCUUAUCAAUACAAAAAGAUGUACAUCUAUUGGUCUAUCAUCUGCACCGAAGUUAUCAUCAACUUUUAAAUCCAGAUUAGCCUCUUCAUCGACUACAGUUCGAGCCAAGAAAUUUGUCUCCAAACUGUCAAAAUUAGCAAAGCGUAAAACUGUUGUCAAUGAAUCAAGAAUCUUGUCAAGGAGAACGGCUAAACUAUUGAAUCAUAACAUCAGCAGUAAUGAAUUCUCACUUGAUGUUGAUGACUCCUUAAAAUCUAAGCUCUCUGAAUCAUUUUCUCCUACAGGUAAAAAUGAAGAAAACUCUAGAAAAUCAAAUCACCUGGAUGAAAAUAGCAGUCGACAAUCUGCUUUUAAGGGUCAUCAAAAUGUCGGUUGCUCAUCAUCAUCAUUAAUAACAACAAUAGCAACCGCAUCAAAUACCUCUGUAACAGUUAAAUAUGAAGACAAUAAAUCCAUUUCAUCGAGUGGUACCAAAUCACAGAAAAAUGGUACUAAAAAAAGAAGUUUACUCAAAGACAAAGGCGUUAAUAUUCUCUCCCAUUCAAAGAAGAAGCUUAAUCCUGUUAGUGUUAUGGAUAAACCGAACACUAGUGAAUCUAUUUCUGUACAUGAACGAAUUGAAGCUGAUCCUAACGGUUCAUCAAAUGUUAAUGUGAAAAAAAUUUCCAGUGACAAAACCAGUCGGAAAUCUGUAAUCAAACUAAAGGCAAAAAAACCAUCAAACUCAACCAAGGAGAACCAAUUGAAUAAACUAACUGAAUAUAACCAAUCAAUACCAUAUUGUGAAGAUAUCUCUGAUGUGAAUUCUUCUUCUGAUGAAGAUGAACGUGAAAUCGUAAUCAAAUCUUCACGUUCACGACUACGGCAUUCAACUCGGAAUUCAGCUAAUUCCUCUACAAAUUCAUAUAAAAAACGAAAAAUAUUCAUAAAUACAUAUAGUGAACGAGAAGCUAAUCAUACUUCUGAAAUCUCUCAAAAUGAGAGUAGUGCCAGUGGUUCUGAAAGUGUUUACAAUCCUAGUGAUGCACUACCACGACUUACACGUAGUCAACAUAAACAGUUGUUGGGUGAUACACCUCCUGGUUCAGCUCUACAAACUGCAGCUCCUGCAAUAUCCAAUCGUACUGUUUCAAUAUCUUUUCCUACUAAAAUUGUUUCUAGCUCUAAACGAUUACAAACAAAAGAUAUUAACAAAUCAGUCCUACUUAAAGAGGAACAAGCAAACAAAAUGGAGAACAAUGAGAUUUCUUCUUCUAUAAUCAUUACAGGUGGAGAGACGUCAUCCUCAUCAUCUGAAACGGAUCAUUCACAGGUUAAUAUACCUAAUACUGAAACAGUCAAUCAAGUUAAGGAAGAAAACAUUCAGAAGGUUGAAGAUGAUACCACAUUUGGUAAUGAAAAUACUGAGAGCACUGAAGUCGAUGGAAUUGAUGUGUGCGUGAAACAGGAAGUCAUUGAAAGUGCUACAAUUCAAAGUGUUCCAGACUUAUCACCUGAGAUCUACGAUGAUAAACAAGUUGACGAUGUAAUGAUGAAUGAAUGCCUACUUGAAGACACAAUUUCUCAACCCAUAAACAUUGGUGAUAAACAAGAGGAGGUAGAGGAAGAAGAUGGAAAGACAGUAGAGGAUAAUGAUACUGAAGAUGAUCGAUGUUCUGUCCAAACUAUGAGCACAGAUCCUAUGGAUGGAUUGUUAUAUGAUUUAACUAUGUCUUCAGAAAAAUCCCAUAUGCAGUUAUCUAGUAAAGAAAAUGAUGAUUUGGAAGAAAUAGACAAUCCUGUAAAUCUAUCUCCCCAUCAUACUGAUAUAACUGAAGAAGGUGGAGCUUUAUCUAGUACUGAAGAUCACCCAGUUAGUGAAAUUUCAAACGAAAAAGAGGUGGAUGAAACUACUGUUAAUAAAACCUCUUUAGAGCCUAUGAUUGAGAAAAAUGAAGAGGAAGAUAAAAUCUCUGAAGUAGAACAAGCAAAUAUAUUGAAAUCUCGUAAACGGGUUAGACGAUCUAGCAACACCAGCAAUUCAAUUGAUACUCCAAGUAAACGAGGAAAUAAACGGACUUAUUUAGCUCCCCAUCGUAGUACCACGGUAUCUGAGAAUUCACCAGUUCGCAGUUUCGAUUCUCCUCACUAUCCUCCUGUAUCUCCACAUUCAGUCCCGACAACAAGUGUAUCAUCGCCAAUGCCUAAUUGUUCUAAGUCGAAUGAUCGUUCAACAUCCAGUAAUAGGCGGUUUGGUGGACCAUUUUUCCCAAUCGCAGGGUUCGAUGAUCUCUCUUCUGAUGCUAAAUGCCAGGUUUUACAAGAACGUAUGCAUCGAAUAUUAGAAGCAUGGCGUUUAGCUAAGCAGUACUUGAAAAAUUUGGACCAACGUAAUAAUCGUACACGUCGGUUAAAAGGUCGACAAAACUUAGAGACUUCAACUUCUUUGGGUUCACAAGAUAACCGACAACUUGUUGAUGAAGCUCAUACCAGUAACGAUUUUCCCUGUACUUGA
This is a messenger RNA of Heterobilharzia americana, 3030 nucleotides long. Lineage: Eukaryota; Metazoa; Platyhelminthes; Trematoda; Strigeidida; Schistosomatidae. The record is from the annotation of a GenBank genome assembly.